Messenger RNA from Nematostella vectensis (starlet sea anemone), 1730 nucleotides. RefSeq names its product calponin homology domain-containing protein DDB_G0272472. The transcript has 3 exons. The record is from RefSeq and is a predicted model, not a curated record. The coding region runs from base 244 to 1500 and encodes 418 amino acids. NCBI's taxonomy places the organism in Eukaryota, Metazoa, Cnidaria, Anthozoa, Actiniaria, Edwardsiidae.
AACGCGAAAUCAGCUUGAAACCUACAAUGAUCCUUGCGGUCCAACUCUCUUUACAUUUAAGCGAUGUUUUCAUAGUUAAAGACAAGGUUUGAAGUUUAUAUGUUGAUACCAAAGUUCUGUCUUAAAUCUAGAGAUGCUUGAUAUCCACCACCGAUAAAUUUACUUUUGUAAAAGUAGUCGAGAGUUUGAAUCUUUAAACUGUAAUUUUUUGUAAACACUUCUCGAGAAACAUCUUUUUUCAGCAUGUUUUAUAGUGCGGUUAAAAAGGUCCAGAAAUCAAGAUCGAAGAGAACUAAAAAUUUGGAGCUUCCUGCGAUGAAAGCAUCAAAACUAAAUGGAAUACCUCAAGGUUCAGUGCAUGGGUAUAGCUCCACAAGUGGAACUAUAAGUCCCUCGCUCAUCGAAGACAUAGAUAAAGCUCUAGAGGAGCUCUCCAUGUUUGGAGACAACUUUGAGGAAGAGAUUGCUAUCGAAAAACACGAGUGUUUAAAGACCGAAGAAGAACAGGAACUAGAAAGAAGAAUAAAGGAGAAACUGACCAAAGUAGAUGAGCAUGAAAUUCAUAAGAUACUUCAAGAAAAGUUAGCUGCUGAUAUCCGAAAGAUCUAUGAAGAGGCGACACAGAAGCAAAGAGAUAUUAAGAAAAGGUUUCGUGAGCAAAUCAAAAGUACCCGCACCAUUCUCCUUGAUGCGCGCGUCUCUGCCGAAAGAGAGUCCAUUAACAGACUGCAGAAGCGAGCAACAGAAGAGCAGUCAAGGAUAUUACACAGGCGCAAACAGAGGAACAAAGCCGACGCGUUCAGUGUAACAAGCAUUGAACCAAACCUUAAAGAUGAUACCGAAAAGAUGCCAAUAGAGCAGGCAGAAAUGCUUGCAACCCUCAGAAAAAUCCAGUCGAACUUGGACCGUGUUCUAGCCCGAAGGAAACGCAACAUUGCAGCCGCCAAGGGUGACAUCGGUGCAAAGGCUGUGAAUCACGAGGUAAAGAAACUCGAACAGGCUCAGGAAAUACAUAAUAUUAUCGUAGAGCUACAUCAACUGGGGCUGGAGAGCCACGCUAAGGCACUAAUGCGCUCACUGGCAAGCAAAGAAGAGGCAGAGAAUGCACUGAGGGAAAACUUGAGGAAAGAGGAAGAACUGGCAAAAGAUAUCGCUAGAGAAAAGUGGGAGUCAGAAAAAAGAAAAUUAAGAAUUGAGCGCCUGGAAGAGAAGGAAAGGGAAGAGGAAAUGCGUUUAAAGGAGGAGAAGUUGGAGAAGGAACGUCUUGAGAGAGAAAAACAUGCGCGAUUGAUCAGAGAUUUGCACAAGAAAGCGUAUAACCAUAGAAUGCAGACUGAAUUUGCGGCAUCUCUGCUGGCCUCCCAGAUCUCGCCUUCCUGGAAAUUCUCAUACUUCCCGCCUAUUGUGCAGAACGAAACUGAAAAGGAGAAGAAGGAGGAGUCUAGACAUGAUCAUGGCGAAGGGAGAAAAUGUCUGACCAGACCUGCCAAGACCAGAUAAAUACCGUUCCAGUGUCGACAAUACUGGCUACUGUACAUAGCUACUCUAACAUUGAGUAUCCAUAAUUUGAUAUAACCAUCGGAAUACAAAAAGGGGCACUGUAAUAUUUUCAUAAUGAUAGCGAUGUCGAUGAUGAUGAAAGUGAUGACGAUGAUAAUUGUGAUGACAGUUAUGACAAUGAUGACAGUGAUGACGAUAAUGACAAUGAUGACGAUGUCGACGAUGUCGAC